AUGCCACCGCGAAAAUCCACGUCCUCGGUAACUCCAGGUGAUAUAGACGACUCGAGUAUGCUUUCGACCCAGGGACAAAGCACCGACAAGCCCAUCACAGCGACAGAGCAGCAGAUCAAGGCGCGAGCAGAAUUGGGCGUCAGCGUAGAUGACUACCUCCUCCCACGCUCGUUGACAAUCCGUCUGGCUAAAUCGGUUCUCCCGCCCAAUACCACAAUCCAAAAAGAUGCCGUGCUAGCAAUCCAGAAAGCGGCGACAGUAUUCGUUUCAUAUCUUGCUUCUCAUGCCAACGACGCAACCCUCAAACGAACCCUCAAUCCCUCGGACGUCUUCAGUGCGCUAUCAGAACUUGAAUUUGACUCGUUCCGCGAACGCCUCGAACAAGAACUGGAAGCUUACUCCGAAAUCAAAGCUGGUAAACGCAAGUCGAAGAAGUCAGAUGGGGGUGAAGCGGCCGCCACCUCCGCUGAAGCAGCUGCCCCGCGGGACGAUGACAAUGAUGUUGAGAUGGCUGAAAAUCCAUCUAAGAGGGUGAAACGGGAUUCUAAGGGUGUGGCUGCGGCGCAGGAUGAUGGGGAUGAGACUCAAGAAGAGGAGUUGGAGGACGAGGCUGAAGAGGAUGAGGAGGAGGCUGAAGAGGAUGAUGAUGAGGAGGAGGACGAUGGAGCUGAUGAGAGGAGAGUUGAGUAUGAUGUUGAUCGCGUUGAGGAUUUGGAUGCUAGGCCUAGGCAUGUGGAUCCUGAUGCUGAUGAGACUGAUGAUGAUGAUGGGCCGGCUAGUCAGCUGCGUGAUAAUAUGGGACUUGGUUAA
This is a messenger RNA of Penicillium taxi, 810 nucleotides long. RefSeq lists its product as uncharacterized. Gene Ontology annotation, biological process: leading strand elongation; heterochromatin formation; DNA damage response. The transcript is spliced from 3 exons. Gene Ontology annotation, cellular component: epsilon DNA polymerase complex; CHRAC. Lineage: Eukaryota; Fungi; Ascomycota; Eurotiomycetes; Eurotiales; Aspergillaceae. Gene Ontology annotation, molecular function: protein heterodimerization activity; chromatin DNA binding. Bases 1 to 810 code for a protein of 269 amino acids. The record is from RefSeq and is a predicted model, not a curated record.